AUGGGGAUGGAUCUCAAGAGAAGUUGGAGUGUGAAGCUGAGUGACGGGCACUGCAUGCCGAUGCUGGGCUUUGGCACCUAUGCCACUAAGGGUGUUCCAAAGAGCAAAGUCCGUGAGGCCACCAAAGUGGCCAUUGACGUUGGCUACCGGCACAUUGAUGCUGCCUAUUUCUACGAAAAUGAGGAGGAGGUGGGAGAGGCAAUGCAUGCAAAGAUGGCUGAUGGCACCGUGAGGCGCGAGGACUUGUUCUACACCACCAAGGUCUGGGGAACCUUCUUACAACCAGAAUUGGUCCGUCAGUGCCUGGACGGAUCCCUGAAGAAACUCAGACUGGACUAUGUGGACCUUGUCCUCAUUCACAUCCCCGUCCCCCUGCAGCCAGGGGAGGAUCUCCUGCCCAUGGACACCAGCGGGAAGAUCAUCUUAGACACUGUGGACCUGUGUCAGACGUGGGAGGCCCUGGAGAGCUGCAAAGACGCAGGGCUGACCAGGUCCAUCGGCGUGUCCAACUUCAACCGCAAACAGCUGGAGAUGAUCCUCAGCAAGCCGGGGCUCAAGUACAAGCCCGUGUGCAACCAGGUGGAGUGUCAUCCUUUCCUGAACCAGCAGAAGCUGCUGGACUAUUGCAAGUCCAGGGACAUUAUCCUUGUGGCCUACAGCGCCCUGGGGUCGCAGAGAAUUCCAAAUUACAUUCCUGAAAACAGUCCGCAUCUCCUGGAGGAGCCAGUCCUGACAGCCAUUGCCAAGAAACACGGCCGCAGCCCGGGGCAGGUGGCCCUGCGCUACCAGCUGCAGCGGGGAGUGGUGGUGCUGGCCAAGAGCUUUACGGAGAAGAGGAUCAAGGAGAACUUCCAGAUAUUUAAUUUUGAAUUAACUCCAGAGGAUAUGAAAGCCUUGGAGAGCCUUAACAAAAACUUCCGCUAUUUCAGCAUGGAAUUUGGGAUAGGCCACCCCAACUACCCGUUUGCUGACGAGUACUGAAGCUUCAUGUGCU
This is a messenger RNA of Sorex fumeus (smoky shrew), 994 nucleotides long. RefSeq names its product aldo-keto reductase family 1 member C15-like. The coding region runs from base 1 to 981 and encodes 326 amino acids. Gene Ontology annotation, cellular component: cytosol. The record is from RefSeq and is a predicted model, not a curated record. Gene Ontology annotation, biological process: steroid metabolic process. NCBI's taxonomy places the organism in Eukaryota, Metazoa, Chordata, Mammalia, Eulipotyphla, Soricidae. The transcript is spliced from 9 exons. Gene Ontology annotation, molecular function: ketosteroid monooxygenase activity; aldose reductase (NADPH) activity; steroid dehydrogenase activity.